Molecule: messenger RNA, 828 nt
Organism: Lasiodiplodia theobromae
Lineage: Eukaryota; Fungi; Ascomycota; Dothideomycetes; Botryosphaeriales; Botryosphaeriaceae
Product: Mitochondrial genome maintenance protein
Exons: 2
Coding region: 1-828 (275 amino acids)
Biological process (GO): interstrand cross-link repair; recombinational repair
Cellular component (GO): mitochondrial chromosome; mitochondrial nucleoid
Molecular function (GO): single-stranded DNA binding
Source: RefSeq, a predicted model, not a curated record
AUGAGUGCGGUACACACCAGGCAGACCUCCCGCAAUAGCAGUAGCACCUCCAGCAGCACCACGGCGCCCAAGCGUGUCUUCCGCGCCGCCAGCACCAGCACGACCUCUACCACUCCUCGCACCACCACCACAACUACCAAUACCGCACCGCCCACCCGCAGCAGCACCGCCUCCGCUUCCGCACCGCCGACAACCGCGCGCAACUCGGCCGCCGCCAGUCCUUCCACGCCGAUCCGCGACCUUGAGGAGGGUCUCUCGGACAACCCGCUAGACCUAGACCAGUCGGACACAUCGCUGGACUGGUCGCGCAGCUUCCACGGGCUGUCGUCGGAGCGCUUCAGCGAGGCGGCGGCCGCGGCGCUGCUCGAGCCAAUCAACGCCGACGACAUCGAGAUCAAGCCCGACGGUAUCAUCUACUUGCCCGAGAUCAAGUACCGGCGCAUCCUCAAUCGCGCCUUCGGCCCGGGCGGCUGGGGCCUGGCCCCGCGCGGUGAGACGAUUGUGACCGGCAAGACGGUGACGCGCGAGUACGGCCUUGUGGCGGGCGGUAGACUGGUGAGCAUCGCGCGCGGCGAGCAGCAGUACUUCGAGCCCGAGGGCAUCCCAACGGCGACUGAAGGGUGCAAAAGCAACGCGCUCAUGCGCUGCUGCAAGGAUCUGGGUGUUGCCAGCGAGCUGUGGGAUCCGCGCUUCAUCCGCCGCUUCAUGAAGGAAUAUGCCAAAAAGGUGUGGGUCGAGCAUGUAGCGACGAAGAAAAAGAAGCAGAUCACCAUUCGCAAGGAUGACGAGAUCCCCUAUCCGUGGAAAGAGAGCAAGUUUGGGGCUUAA